Messenger RNA from Drosophila persimilis, 1739 nucleotides. RefSeq names its product AP-1 complex subunit sigma-2 (gene AP-1sigma). Gene Ontology annotation, cellular component: AP-1 adaptor complex; intracellular membrane-bounded organelle; membrane coat. Bases 78 to 530 code for a protein of 150 amino acids. The transcript has 5 exons. The record is from RefSeq and is a predicted model, not a curated record. Gene Ontology annotation, molecular function: clathrin-cargo adaptor activity. Gene Ontology annotation, biological process: vesicle-mediated transport; intracellular protein transport. Lineage: Eukaryota; Metazoa; Arthropoda; Insecta; Diptera; Drosophilidae.
AAAAAUACUAUUUUCCUGUUAAAUUUUAAGAGAAAAGUGGCCGCAAAUAUAAACACAAAAAGGCCUAGCCCCAAAGAAUGAUGCUUUUCAUGCUGCUGUUCAGUCGGCAGGGCAAGCUACGGCUGCAGAAGUGGUACAUGGCCUAUCCAGAUAAGGUGAAAAAGAAGAUCACCCGCGAGUUAGUGACCACGAUACUGGCCCGCAAGCCCAAGAUGUGCUCGUUCCUGGAGUGGAAGGACUGCAAAAUCGUAUACAAGAGAUAUGCCAGCUUGUACUUCUGUUGCGCCAUCGAGCAGAACGACAAUGAGUUGCUGACCCUAGAGAUCAUCCAUCGCUACGUGGAGCUGCUGGAUAAGUACUUUGGCAGCGUUUGCGAGCUGGACAUCAUAUUCAACUUCGAGAAGGCGUAUUUCAUUCUCGAUGAGCUGCUAAUUGGCGGCGAGAUCCAGGAGACAUCGAAGAAGAAUGUACUUAAAGCGAUUGCCUCACAGGAUCUGCUACAAGAGGACUUCAAUGAGUAUCUGAACUAGAUGAAAACCCCAUACCAUACCCAAAAAAAAAGAAAACAAGUGUAAUCUCUCUAUGUAAAAUAUGUACUUUGUCGUAGAGCCCCUGCCACAGGGAGCCCCACCCCCAAAAGGGUUGUGUAGUGGAGUGUCUAGGUCAGAUCAGUCGAGCUGUAUAUAUACAUAUAUGUGUGCAACAUAUGCAACGCUUCUUUCCCCUCUCUGGCCAAAAUCCCUGCGCUGUGAUGUUCCGAGUUCUCUUGCAUCGCCCACCCACCACUUGCUCACUCACAAAUGUGCCGUGAAAAUCGGAAAAAAAAACAAACAACAUAUACCACCACUCACAGUACACAUCUGAUACUACCACUGAAACUACAUACUACUGCUACUACUAUUUCUUCCAUCUACUCUUCUCGUUCUUAUUGUUCUCUCUAUUCUGUGUACUCCAGGACGAAGCCGUUGAGGGCACUUUAAGAGAUAUUGGACUACUCUAAAAGACAAAUUCCGUAGAAUCCAUGUAGUUGAUAUUUAAACAAACAAACACAACCCACACGAAAGCACACACGAACAGCAAUCCUCUGAACACACACAUGCACACAGCACUCUUUUGACACUUGCCCACCAUUGCUCCUCGAUGUGUAUGUGUAUAUGUGUGUGUGAGUUGGGGCUGUUGUACAGCACUGAAACCCUGAAGCAAAAGAAGAGGGAGGCAGCAAGGGAGGCUCCAAAGCAAUAAAAACCCACAGAGAAAAACAAAACCAAGUACAUAUAAAUGAUAGUUAUUCCCAUGGCAAAUACAUUGGCAUACGGUUCCUACACAUCUAUUGGUUGAUUUUAUCGAUAAGAAUAUAUACACACACACACACGCACACAUGCAUAUACAUAUGUAGAUCCUACAGACAGGCAAAAAGUUCAUGCAAAACACCUCAAAACUCACGUAGAGCCAGCCAUCCAAGGUUACCUACCGAUCGAUCAUUAAACUCAAUCCAGCAAUUGAAUUAAUAUUCCUCGUCUACUAUAUAUACAUGAAAGAUCAUUCCAAAUCAGUCAUCAAAUGGGCAAUAAUUAAAUAUUAGAGAGGGGAUAUAUGCAAUACUAUUUUUACCAUAGAAAAAAGUAAGCUUUAAUGUGGAACAUGAAAAAUAUAUAAUUGAAACAAAGAAAUUAAAUAAAAAGAAUGUAAUAUUCAUCCUUUAGUGCUAACUGAAUAAACUAUAGUCUAUAUACAAUAUA